CCACGCCUGGCCUCGACUAGUCCGACGGCCAUAUUGAAUGUCUUCACAAAUCGCUUUACGGUGGAUCUCAAUUGCACGGGUUUUUCACUCAUGUCCGUUCUAACAGGCUUCACGAGAACAUUGGAGGUGACGAGGGUACAUUGAAUACAGUCGUUUAGUUUACAGCUUGGAUAACCUGAAAGCAUUGAAUACUCAGGAUUUUGUCGGUCUUUGAAGCCUUAGUCCUUCACCAGAGGUCCUGUGAAACAGGGAAGCUGUCCGUCCUGUGACAGUUGUCUUCUCAGCUGCCGGGUGAAGGGAGGAGAGGAGACAAACAUGCCGAAACCGAUUAAUGUGCGGGUCACCACCAUGGACGCAGAGCUGGAGUUUGCCAUCCAGCCCAACACCACUGGCAAACAGCUCUUUGACCAGGUGGUGAAGACGGUGGGGCUUCGAGAGGUCUGGUUCUUCGGACUGCAGUACGUGGACAGCAAGGGUUACAGCACGUGGCUGAAGCUUAAUAAAAAGGUGACAGCCCAGGAUGUAAAGAAGGAGAACCCUCUGCAGUUUAAGUUCCGGGCCAAGUUCUUCCCUGAGGACGUGUCUGAGGAGCUGAUCCAGGAGAUCACACAGAGACUCUUCUUCCUGCAGGUGAAGGAGGCCAUUUUGAACGAUGAGAACUACUGUCCCCCGGAGACUGCCGUGCUGCUGGCAUCCUACUCUGUCCAGGCCAAGUACACCGACUACAACAAAGACAGCCACAAGCCUGGCUACCUCACCAACGACAGACUGCUGCCACAGAGAGUCCUGGAGCAGCACAAGCUCACCAAGGAGCAGUGGGAGGACCGGAUACAGACCUGGCAUGAGGAGCACCGAGGCAUGCUCAGAGAGGACUCUAUGAUGGAGUACCUGAAGAUAGCUCAGGACCUGGAGAUGUACGGGGUCAACUACUUUGAGAUCAAGAACAAGAAGGGGACAGAGCUGUGGCUGGGAGUGGACGCCCUGGGACUCAACAUCUACGAACACGAAGACAAACUGACACCAAAGAUCGGCUUCCCUUGGAGCGAGAUCCGAAACAUCUCCUUCAACGACAAGAAAUUUGUCAUCAAACCCAUCGACAAGAAAGCUCCAGACUUUGUGUUCUACGCGCCACGUUUGCGGAUCAACAAGCGGAUCCUGGCUCUGUGUAUGGGGAACCACGAGCUGUACAUGAGGAGGAGGAAGCCUGACACCAUCGAGGUGCAACAGAUGAAGGCCCAGGCCAGAGAGGAGAAACACCACAAACAGCAGGAGAGAGCCCAGCUGGAGAAUGAGAAGAAGAAACGAGAGCAUGCGGAGAAAGAGAAGGAGAGAAUAGAGCGAGAGAAGGACGAGCUGAUGGAGAGACUGAGGCUGAUCGAGGACCAGACGAUGAGGGCCCAGGAAGAGUUGGAACAGCAGACACGCAAGGCCUUGGAGCUGGAGCAGGAGAGGAAGAGAGCCAGGGAGGAGGCGGAGAGGCUGGAGAGGGAGAGACAGGCAGCGGAGGAGGCCAAGGCGGAGCUGGCCAGGCAGGCCGCUGACCAGAUGAAGAACCAGGAACAACUGGCCGCUGAGCUGGGCGAGUUCACCGCCAAAAUAGCCCUGUUGGAGGAAGCCAAGAGGAAAAAGGAAGAGGAGGCCACUGAAUGGCAGCAGAAGGCCAUCUCAGCCCAGGACGACCUGGAGAAGACCAAGGAGGAACUGAAGACUGUGAUGACGAUCCCGUCGACGCCAGCGGGCGGCUCCACUGAGAGCGAGCACGAGGAGCAGGACGAGAACCACGCCGAGGAUGCCGCCGAGCUCUCCCUGGAGGGCGUGAGUGCCCUGGACCUGCGCAGCGAGGAGGAGCGCGUCACCGAGGCCCAGAAGAACGAGCGCCUCAAGAAACAGCUGCAGGUGUUGAGCUCGGAGCUGGCUGAAGCCAUAGACGAUACCAUGAAGACCCAGAAUGACAUGCUUCACGCGGAGAACGUGAAGGCCGGGAGAGACAAGUACAAGACCCUACGUCAGAUCCGCCUGGGCAACACCAAGCAGCGCAUCGACGAGUUUGAGUCCAUGUGAUCUGUUCUGGGUUCCCCCCAUCCGUUCGUUGGCGACUCGCUUUUCACCAGAGCAACAGGCGCUGUCCCUCCUACACUCACUCUUUACCCCGUACCCAUAACCGCAAAGGUUCCAGAGGGCACGGCCGCCACCGCCUCGAACUUUGCCAAAGCUCUGCCCGCAUCUCCAUCAGGAAUCGGGCGCAAGCAACGCUUUGCACCAUUCCAAAAGUGGUAUUCUCCUUGUAUUGCAAAGGAUGUGUCUGUGCUUUGCUUUCAAAUAUCUAAUGUGGAGACGCAAGAAAAACCAAAAUGGGAAAGAUUAGAUUUUUAAGCGAACAGGGGUAUGGAAAGCUUUGUUGUUCUCGCCAGAAAGCUAGUAUGCAAUGCUUUAGUAUUACUGACUCUUGUCUUCAGUUGAACGUAUUGAUGCUGUCUGGUACUUUCAAACCUUUUUGCUUUUGUUCUGAUCUUUGGUUAUAACCCGUUUUAUUGAAGCCCUGUUUGUUAAGUUCUCUGUUCUCAUUGAUAACUUUGAUGGUAGAUUGGUCCGAGGCUGGUAGAGGCUCGAUCCAUUCAGGUAUGUUGUGAACAAUUUUCAAAGCAUUGAAUAGUUUUGAAAGAUAUGAGCCUAUGAGUAACAGGGUUGACGUGUUUAUGCUCCACCCACUGUCUCUUACCACAAAAUGGCCAAAAAGAGUAGAACCAGCUCUCCUGCUUUUACACUAUGAUUUGACUAUUAGAUAUUCAAUGUUUUCUUUUGGAGAAAAAUGCAUUAAGAAAGGAAUAGUUUCACCAUAGUAAAGUGAGAGUUCAGUUGUCGUAACAGGGUUGACCUUAAAAUGAGAGAACAGGUUUUUUUGUAACCUUAAACUGAAUCACUAAUCACAUGAAAUAAAGUCUUCAGAAAUGUCUUCGUCAAAGCAACAAAAUAACUAUUGCUUAACAAUGAUGGUGAAAACCUGGAGAAAUUGUUGUUAACUGGGUUAAAAUCUUCUUGGAAGACUGAGGCGAAUGCUGAAUUUCGCCACUAAGUCUUUAUUCAUAUAAAAAUCCAGAUUUAUUGAAUUGACCAUGUAGUCUAUAUUAAAGGGCACUUCGUUUGAAAAGAACAGGCUUUUAAAAUGUCUAUAUUGAUUCACCAUUUCUACUUAAAAUAUCAAAGGGAUGCAAAGGGAAGUCAUUUUGUUGAACGGCCGUACCAUCUAGACUCUGAGCAUCAGUGCAAAGCCACUACACCAGUCUUGAGGAGAGGCGUGAGUCUUGAUGAAUGAAAGACUGGUCUCCAAUGGGAAGCCAAUGAUUUCACGUGAUAAGGUUGUAGAAUAGUGAGAUUUGAUUUGGUGCUCAAGGAUAAAUAAUGUUGUGAAACACAUUUGGUCUGAGAUAAGCUGAUAGUAUGAUGAAGAUUAGCUAAUUGGUUAGGUGUGUGUGCGAGAGACCGGUAGGAAGAGAGAGCGAAAGCUGUUAGUUUAGCUCCUGUGAGCUGACUCCUAAUGUUUCAUGUCCAGUCACCAAAGAUGGUUUCCUCUGCCUACCAGCUCACAAAGGCCUGGAAAAGACUGAGAUACUUAAGUGCUGUGAGAGUGCCAGUAUUGUCUGUCUGCAUAGUAGUGACUUUUUGAAGAGGCAAACCAUGGUCUUUCUGGCUGAAGAGCCCAUGAAAAUGUUAGUCCUCAUCAGAGAACAGAUCUCUACCUCAAUACUGUAACCAUGGUGACUGACCAAACAAACACUGUCUCAGAUCCACUCCCACAGAUUGAGUUUUGACUGGCUUGACAAAUUCAGACUAGGAGGCAAUGUAGCUUUAUUGGUUAACGUUUCAACUGAAAUGAGUGCUAUUUUUAUGCCAGGUGUACUUUCAAGCGAUGACACAUUGAAGUGUCACUAGUGGAGACAAUGGAUGAAAAAGUGAUACUAAGUUUGGAGCUAGUUGCAUGGUGGUCUCUCUGAGAUAUCUACCUUGUUUUAUGUUACUACCUUCUGUUACUGAAGUUUAAAUUCUACAGAGGUUUAAAUUAUACAAAGGUCACGCAAGCCAAGCCAUUCCAACACUGAGGACACGGCUGUGUGUCUGCAGUGGACUGUUCUGAUACUGUGCAGUAGUAAGGUUGAGAACUUCCGUGACCCAGGCUGUGUAGACAUGGUGUCUGUGUCCUGUGGUAGUGGAGCUGGUUUGACUGGUUAUCAUGAGGCUCUGUUUGGACUCGGGACCUGCAUGUCUGCCGACAGCCAACUGGGGCCAGAAUAGGACCAUGUUUCUCCUCUGCUGCUGGACAGAUCUGCUCACCAUGCUCUCUGCCACAGCUGUCAGCAGGAUGGAUGGAAACUCUAUGGCAGAGUGCCACCAUUUUAGGACUGUGAAGAGACAGACCAGUGCAGAUGUUAGAGGUGAAUGUGCCCCCCUAUUUAUACGCUCUCAUUAGAGGGACCCAGCCUCUUGGGUCAACCCCCCCCACCACCUCAAUGUUAUGUUCAGUGGAAAUAGAGGACAGGCCAAUAAACAUUUUCAGACCUUGAUAUUUUCACUUACUGCAAAUCAUAUUAACUCCAGAAUUGUGGAUAAAUGUUACUGGUAAGUUUUGAAUUAACGGGAGUGUUCAGUUUUUUAAAAUUUGCAAUCGGAUGGAAUGUAUUUUUUUGUUAUGCUACACUAGACAGCUGGUUUAAGUUGAGAUCUUAAAGCCAGAGUUUUAAUCUGGAAGACAUUGAAGGGGCUUGACCCAAACCUGCCUUUUCGCUAACCCAGUGAGUGUCCAAAUAUAGGGGUUGUAUUUGCCAUAGCAGGUGAAAAAACUGUGCUUCCAACUUAUUUUUGUAACGUGUUCCAAGAUCAAACUAUCUACCAGCAUGCAUCAGUAGCUCACUGGAGGUGAAAAGAGAACUACCAUACAUGCCAGCAUCCCCCAUAUUUAGGGCAGGAUGCAUUGAGUUGGGCUUUUCCCAUUGGCUGAGCCUGUUAGCCUGCUUGUGUCGCCUCCAGUGAGAGCCGUGUCAGUGAUGCAUGUGGUUCAGUUUUUCCUUAUGUUCAUACUAGCGUUUCUGUAAGAUAAAGGCCCGGGUGGAGCUUAGUCCUUGGUUUCACAAUAAAAGUUUAAAAUGAA
Molecule: messenger RNA, 5143 nt
Organism: Oncorhynchus gorbuscha (pink salmon)
Lineage: Eukaryota; Metazoa; Chordata; Actinopteri; Salmoniformes; Salmonidae
Product: radixin-like
Exons: 14
Coding region: 316-2061 (581 amino acids)
Biological process (GO): positive regulation of protein localization to early endosome; positive regulation of early endosome to late endosome transport; regulation of cell shape
Cellular component (GO): cytoskeleton; microvillus; filopodium
Molecular function (GO): cell adhesion molecule binding; actin binding
Source: RefSeq, a predicted model, not a curated record